This is a messenger RNA of Hydractinia symbiolongicarpus, 1723 nucleotides long. Its product is annotated as protein O-glucosyltransferase 2-like. Bases 37 to 1605 code for a protein of 522 amino acids. NCBI's taxonomy places the organism in Eukaryota, Metazoa, Cnidaria, Hydrozoa, Anthoathecata, Hydractiniidae. Gene Ontology annotation, cellular component: endomembrane system. Gene Ontology annotation, molecular function: glucosyltransferase activity; protein binding. The transcript is spliced from 10 exons. The record is from RefSeq and is a predicted model, not a curated record.
GGUUCCCUCUGUUUUUAGGUAUAAUAUAAAUGAAGUAUGUAUAUUAAAACUUGUGUUAUCAUUUUUACAACAUUGGCAUGGACAACCUGCAAGAAGUUAGAUGUUAAAAACACUUUUGUAUAUGGACCUGCUCUGAAUGCUGAUAUAGUUUUACCAACAAGAUAUUUUUUUGUUCAUGCUGUGGACUCGAAAGGAAAGAAUUAUACCAGCUCACCUGGAAAGGAUACAUUUACAUUUGAGAUAUCUUCAUCCAGUUCCAGUAGAGUUCGUGCAUGGAAAGAAGUGUUGGACAGAAGUGAUGGUUCGUUUCUUGUUCGGUUUCGAUUAUACGACAGUCACGAAGAUUUAUAUAUUGAAGUUAAACAUAAUGGCCAGCCAGUGGCGAAGUCACCAUAUCGUAUCAAAGGGAUGAACUAUCAUGAACAAUGCAACUGUCCGCAUCCUAAUGACGACAUUUGGUUAAAGACAAUGUCUUGUCCACAAUCACACCAACAAAUUGAAGAAGAUUUAAAACCAUUUGAGAAGGUUGACUUAGAUGUUAUCUUUAAAAAAGGAGUCAAACAAUUUGGAAGAAAUCAUGCUGUUUGUUAUUACAGUGUUGUCAAUAAUGAGAUAUACCGAAAAUGCUAUGGUGAGCAUGUGGGAUUUGCAAUGUUUAUGGAUGCUUGGCUCCUAUCUCUAGCAAGAAAGGUUCGACUUCCAGACAUGGAGUUUUUCUCAAAUCUGGGUGAUUGGCCUUUAAGUAAGCAUGGCAAAGAACCGAUUCCCGUUUUUUCUUGGUGUGGAUCGGAUGACACUUACGAUGUUGUCAUGCCAACUUACGACUUAACAGAAUCUACUUUGGAGUCUUUGGGCAGAGUUUCUCUUGACAUGCAGUCUGUGCAAGGAAAUACAGGACCGAAAUGGAAACAAAAGAUUGAGAAAGGAUUCUUUCGCGGGCGUGAUAGUCGUCAAGAGAGACUUGAUUUAGCCGUGCUCGGACGUUCUAAAACGGAUUUGCUGGAUAUCGGGUUAACUAAUUUUUUCUUUUUUCCAUACGAUGAGAAGAAAUAUGGACCAAAGCUUAAGCAUGUUUCCUUCUUCGAUUUUUUUAAGUAUAAAUAUCAGAUCAAUGUAGAUGGUACCGUAGCUGCGUAUAGAUUUCCAUAUUUACUUGCUGGUGACUCAGUUGUGUUUAAGCAAGAUUCACCGUACUAUGAGCAUUUUUACCAUGAUUUACAACCCAUGAAACAUUAUAUUCCUUUCAAAAGAGAUCUCAGUGACUUGUUGGAUCAACUAAAGUGGGCGAAAGCGAAUGAUGCCAAGGCCAAAAAUAUUGCUUCAAAUGGGCAGAAAUAUGCACGUGACAAUUUGCUGUGUGAUAGAUUAUAUUGUUAUUCCUACGUUCUCUUUAAAGAGUAUUCUCGACGGUUGAUACAAAAGCCACGUGUUAGAGACGGCAUGGAACACAUUCCACAACCAGCUGGAGCCGACGCUGCAUGUAAGUGUCGUCGUGACGUUAAACCUAAAUCUAAGAAGAAAUCGAAAACCAAAACACCUGACGAUAAUGCAAAACAACAACAAAAACAACAGCAACAGAAAAGCAAGCCACACGAAGAACUAUGAAACAACAGUUAACCGAAAUCGUGAAAACACGUUCUAUGUUUUUAGGAACAUGUAUUUAUAAUUUUAUUUUUUCAAAACUAAACCAUACAAGUAGAAUAUAAAUGUUAAAUUUCACCAA